UUCAAAUUGGCCAUUUCUUGAACUUUAAAUACUCUCUUAGGCAGCUGUGGGAAAAGGGACAGCUAGGUCACCAAAAUUGGAGAGUAAUAAGAUGAGUAAAGAGAUGCUGCAUUUAUUGAUAAGCCAUUGAGAGAAAGUCAGGGGUGCAGAGGUCACCAGCAAGAGGCCAUUGAUAUAGGGGAUUGAAGAGGAGCAAAUUAUAUUUUAACAAUGAGCUCAGACAUACCUUUAGACAACUGUGUUAACAGUUGUCAGUCUUACAACGGAUUGGAUAAUUCAAGGACGCCUAGUGAAAAAAAUGAAGUUCAAAAUGAUUUCCAACCAGACAUUGUUAUUAAGACCGAAUGUCCAGAUGAAACUUACACCUAUCUAUUUGAUGGUUCAGACUAUAAAGAAAGUGAUUCAACACUUAAUGGAAAUGAAGAAAUGAAGAUGGAAAGUGAAGAUAGCAUGGCACAUACUGUAUCUUUAAAUAUGGACAAUCAUUGGCAAAAUAAUGUCAAGGCAAACUCAAAUGAACUUGUUGGUUCCGAGUUCAAUGAUAUACUUAAAAAUAGAGUGGCACAGAAUUGGACAUGUGGUUCUAAUUCAACAACCGACCAGAGUCCAGCACAGACUAGCUCACUCAAUAAGGUGAAUCCUGCUGUGAAAAAAAGGAAACCAUCUGCUAAGAAUGAUGAAAGAAAGUCUACUAACAUUGAAAAGAAACUAUCUGUCAAUGUAAAGAAAAAAAGAAUACGGAAUAGAAAUAAACUCUCUGAUCCUGAGAAGGUUUCUAAACGUGCAGAAUAUCAGAAAAUGAAUGAAGAUGUAGUCAAAAGGUUUGCUAAACGGACUUUCAUUCAAAGCAAUGGUGUAGAAACAACAGAGGUUGACAGAAAGGGCAGUGAUGAACCAACAAAUAAUGGACAAGGGAAAAUCAAUUUACAAGACAUUACUUAUGAGUGCAGUGAGUGUGAUUAUGUAGGUGGAAGACAUAACUUCCUAGAGCACUGUAAAAGAUCACAUUGUAAAGACAUAGAAGAGUACAAAAUGUUUAAAUGCGAGACCUGCUCAAAAUCAUUUGUUUUGAAAAAAGAUUUAACCAAGCACAUUAGAGUUCACCAUUCAGUUGUUGUAAACUGUGAAGUGUGUGGAAAAUCAUUCAAUAAUGCCUACUAUCUAACGAAGCAUUCCGAAAUACACAAGGAAAUUAGGAAUGAGCAUGAGUGUAAGGUGUGUCAUAAGAUCUUCCUACACCAGUCUGCCCUAGUUACACACAUAAGGAGGCGGCAUCCAGAUCAGAAAGACAACCUGAUCCGUUUCCGGUCAUCGUUAAACUACAAAGAUCAGACACCCAUCGUAUGUGACUGUUGCGGGAAAGAGUUUGACGACAGAGACAAAUUCUCGCGACAUGUGUAUAACCAUUCCAAACAAAGACCAGUUCCUAAGUUGUUUCCAUGCACAGAAUGCUCCAAAUCAUUCAUUUGUCCAGCUCUGUUGAAUAGACACCUGAAAACCCAUCUAGGAACGAAGGACUUUCAAUGUGUAUACUGUGGCAGAGGAUAUUAUUCGAAGGAAUCACUGGAUCGUCACAUUCUUACCCAUACAUGUGAACCUGAAUUUCAAUGUUCUCUUUGUGGUGAACAGUUCUACGAGAGGAGUGUUAUUACAAGACAUAUAACCGGAAAACACAAGUGUGUACGAGCUGAUGUGAAGAAACAUUUUGUUAAGCUUGAGCGGCAGCCGAAGACAACCCUGAUGUAACAAGUAAAAUUAAACUUGUGAAAGUUCAUGAUUGUAUACAUAAAUAUUCCUAGAUCUAUAACAUUUGUCAGUAUUCCCCCACUUUAUUUAUUGUCUUGUAUGUAUUAUAAUGUUAUAAUAUUAAUUAGGUUAUUUCAUUUUGGCCAAGUUAUUUGUCUAAGGUCAGCACUAUUGGCCAUGCCUAAAGGGUGGAGGCCAAUAUUGCUGAUUGAGUCAAAUACGUAAUAGUUAUAAAUAAUAAAAUUUAAAGUAGCACUCUGGCAUAAAAAUAGAUUUGUCAUUUAGAUAGUUAUGAUUAUCAAUGUAUGUAUAUAAAUAUAUAUAUAUAUAUAUGCAGUUUGUGCGCAUGUUUCCAUGUUGCGGAUAAUCAGAUUGAAGGAUUUUUAAUGAAUUAUAAAUGUGUAAAACACUCUUUUUCAAAGAUGUUUGAAUAUCCUGGAAUCCAAUUUGACAGAGUGCUCCUUUAAAAUUGACAGAGGACAUGUACUUAUUAAUGCUGGCAUUAUUUAAUAGCAACUGUCCAAGUUGUAAUUAGUUUAUCAGUGUUUUUUUCUUUCUUUUAUUGUCCUCAUUAUGGGAAUAGACUUGUUUUAGUGGUGUUUCAAUUUCUGAUAUAACAUUCUGUACAGAUUAUAUAUAUAUGUAUUUUUAAGCUCACCUACGCAUGACAUGCUUAUUGUGUGAGCUGUUGGGGUGGAUGAAGUGUCCGGUGUUUUAUAAAAGAAAGUAACUACAAGAAGCAUUCAUAGAGAAGUUCUUGACAUGCUUUAAAGAUAUCUAGCAAAUCAUUUUUACUUAUAUUUUAUCUUUUUUUUUUUAUUUAAAAUAUGUAUGGACUGUAUUUCUGUUUUUGAAAUUGCAUUCAAAGAAUAUGUUGAUAUUUAAAGCAAUAUAGCCUGUAAUUUGAUAAAUCUAUAGCGAUAGUUGAUUCAAACUAAAAAACAAACAUUUAAUAAUUAUAAUAUAUUUUUGCAAUUAUUAAUCUAACAAAACAUCAUGAACAUUACUAAAAUAAUUAUCAGUCAUUUAAAUAAACAUUUUACCGGUAUAUACUUUGGAAUUAAAGUAAUAUAGAAUGUACAUGUAAGGUAAUAAAAUACUUCUUACACCUUGGUUAAGGGUUUGCAUUAUUGCUCAUUUUAGACUAUACUGAGCCUUUGAAAUAAUGCCGUGGGGCAAGUAGAAAUUCUAAUGCGUCUGCCAAAAAGGGGAAGUCAUGUUUUUAUUCCAGUUUGACUAGCUUUUAAAAAAAGCAAUUGACUGUGGCUCAUGUAUGAAAGUAAUACUAAUUCCACGUAUUGUUCAAUGUGUCAGGAAAUGGGGGUGAAAUCUAAUAUAUUGUUCAGGCAAGUAAAAAUAGUUUUGGGCAAGUAAAUUUUGAAAGCAACUAUUUUUAUGCCCCCAAAGGUGGGCAUAUUAAAAUUGCACCGUCCGUCCGUCUGUCCGUCCGUCCGUCCGUCAGUCCGACUCAAUAACUCAGAAUAUUAUGGACAGAUUUUAAAAUAACUUGCCACAUGUGUUUGACAUACCAAGACAUCGUGUCGCAUGCAAGAACCGUGUCCCUACCUCUAAGGUCAAGGUCACACUUAGGUGUUUAUUCCCAAUGGAAUGCUGCAUAUAAGGACAUAGAGUAUAGAUUGUCUUGUUCGGGCUGUAGCUUUCCCUUGUAUGGACAGAUUUUAAAAUAACUUGCCACAUGUGUUCGGCAUACCAUGACGACGUGUCGCGUGCAAGACCCGUGUCCCUACCUCUUAGGUCAAGGUCACACUUAGUGUUUAUUCACAAUGGCAUGCUGCAUAUAAGGACAUAGAGUAUAGGUUAUCGUGUCUCGGCUGUAACUUUCCCUUGUAUGGACAGAUUUUAAAAUAACUUGCCACAUGUGUUUGGCAUACCAAGAUGACGUGUCGCGUGCAAGAACCGUGUCCCUACCUCUAAGGUCAAGGUCACACUUAGGUGUUUAUUCACAAUGGAAUGCUGCAUAUAAUGACAUAGAGUAUAGAUUGUCGUGUCCGGGCUGUAACUUUUCCUUGUAUGGACAGAUUUUAAAAUAACUUGCCACAUGUGUUCGGCAUACCAAGACGACGUGUGGCGUGCAAGAUCCGUGUCCCUAUUUCUUAGGUCAAGGUCACACUUAGUGUUCAUUCACAAUGGAAUGCUGCAUAUAACGACAUAGAGUAUAGGUUGUCGUGUCUGGGCUGUAACUUUCCCUUGUAAGGACAGAUUAUAAAAUAACUUGGCACAUGUGUUUGAAUUACCAAGACGAUGUGUCGGGUGCAAGACCCGUGUCCCUACCUCUUAGGUCAAGGUCACACUUAGUGUUUAUUCACAAUGGAAUGCUGCAUAUAAAGACAUAGAGUAUAGGUUGUCGUGUCCGGGCUGUAACUUUCCCUAAACAUGGACAGAUUUUAAAAUAACUUGCCACAUGUGUUCAACAUACCAACACGACGUGUCGCGUGCAAGAACCGUGUCCCUACCUCUAAGGUCAAGGUCACACUUAGGUGUUUAUUCACAAUGGAAUGCUGCAUAUAAUGACAUAGAGUAUAGAUUGUCGUGUCCGGGCUGUAACUUUCCCUUGUAUGGAUGGAUUUUAAAAUAACUUGCCACAUGUGUUCGGCAUACCAAGACGACGUGUCGCGUGCAAGAUCCGUUUCCCUAUUUCUAAGGUCAAGGUCACACUUAGUGUUUAUUCACAAUGGAAUGCUGAAUAUAAGGACAUAAGAAUUUAGGUUGUCAAGUAUGGGUGGUAUUUUUUAUGUUCUGAGGCAAUUUAAAAUAACUUGCCAUAUGUAUUUGUUUGAUCUUUAACUUUUCAUGUACUGACCUUGUUCAUAGGUCAAUGUCACAUUCGGUGGCAUUCGUCACAUACUGUGACAGCUCUUGUUUAAGACUGCAAUACAAGGCUCUCACUAAACUCAUUUUUUAUUGAAGAAGUUUUACUUAUCAUUAUAUUGACUGAUUUAAUAUUUUAUGUUAAAUUAUAUAUAUAUUAUCUUUUACCUGUACUUUCUUUAUAAAGACUUUUGAUAUUUAUCAUUAUUAUACAUGUAUGUAUUCUUUAUCUUAUUUGGAUGGUUUUGAAUACCGAUUAAUAUUUAUAAACACAGAUGAAAUGUUUACCAAGUUUAUUGCCAAAAUAUAUAAGCAUUAAAUGACAUUAUAGAUAUGUAUGAACAUUUCAAACAAUAGCAGUAAAACAAAGUAAUAACAUAUGAAUAAAAUCAAGGCACAUUUGUUCCUAAAGCACCA
Mya arenaria is the source of this 4992-nucleotide messenger RNA. Its product is annotated as zinc finger protein 2-like. NCBI's taxonomy places the organism in Eukaryota, Metazoa, Mollusca, Bivalvia, Myida, Myidae. Gene Ontology annotation, biological process: regulation of transcription by RNA polymerase II. The record is from RefSeq and is a predicted model, not a curated record. The transcript has 4 exons. Bases 211 to 1746 code for a protein of 511 amino acids. Gene Ontology annotation, molecular function: RNA polymerase II cis-regulatory region sequence-specific DNA binding; DNA-binding transcription factor activity.